This is a messenger RNA of Pleurotus ostreatus (oyster mushroom), 2379 nucleotides long. RefSeq lists its product as uncharacterized. The transcript has 8 exons. NCBI's taxonomy places the organism in Eukaryota, Fungi, Basidiomycota, Agaricomycetes, Agaricales, Pleurotaceae. The coding region runs from base 1 to 2379 and encodes 792 amino acids. The record is from RefSeq and is a predicted model, not a curated record.
AUGUCUCAGACAACUUCGAGCCAGAAGGAAAACGAACUCACCAACGUAUCAACUGGUGUCGUGGGCAAACGAAAGCGUGGCAACCAAGGAGACUUCAAGGGGGAGCGCCUUCAAUACCUCAAUGACAUGCUGCCUCAAUACCGGGAGGCCUCAAGCAGCGGCGCCGUCUCAACCUGGUUUACAAAUAUGUUCUUUCCCAAUUACUUUCGGAAAUUCCCUUGGUUCAUUCCUGCGGAGGACGACAUACCUGAGGCAUUCAACAUUGCUCUUGAAGAAUCAAAGCUCACUCCUGAAGUCGCAAACAUGAAGUCCGAUACCGUCAACAGGCUAGUCAAGAAAAUCAAGAACUGGUUCAACUAUCGUCGAGCUUCUUUAGGCUUGAACACAAGCAAGGAUCCUUGGGGGCCAUGGCUUGAUAAGCUCCGUAAAUCCGACCGUCCUCGACCACAACGACUCAGGGAUUGUCAGUAUUACGAACGCACGGAGCCCUAUAAGUCAAAGGUUGCCGCAACGCUGGACGAGGAAUGGCCGACACUAAACCUGCACGAAGACUAUCGUUUGGCAACACGGAACAAGAUCGCAGAGAGACUGCUGCGUGCGGAGCCGUCGGACGUUCAGGAGCUCAUCAACAAGGAGACGCAAAAGCAGUACGAUGACACUCUGAAGGCAUACAGCAAGGGGGUCUGGACUGAAGAUGUUACGGAUCCCGACGAAUGUGAAAUGGCUAUCGAAAGUAUAACGCCGACUAUUCAGCCCCUACUUGACGGAAUUCGUGCAAUUACUGGCCUUUACAUCGGCUUCUUUGCUGUCGGCAUGCCUAAAGACAAGGAGGUCAGCCCAGAAAAGCUUCGGGCGGUCUACCUUGGUGCCGGAAAAUCGAAGGACGAGAAGUCGUUCCCCUCCCUCGAUCCCAAGGGAUUCAAGCAGGCUAUGAAACUCUUUGUUCGAUUUGCGCUAACCGCUUCCGGUAAUGGAGCAGAAGCGGGCUCCUCCAAUGAGCAGGAUCUUGCCGGCUUACUGCCUACUUCGAAUGUUUGGACGUCGCCAACGCCAACACCUACCACCUCUCCAACCAAAGUCACCGCUGCCACUGGGCCCGCCAAAACUCCAUCACGCCACCCUAGUGGGCCUCAAAUCACUCAACCUAGGCCCAAAGCCAAUGCAGUGGCCCCCACACGUGCUGGCCGGGCUUCAUUAUCUGACGAGGCCCUCCUGCAGAAAGCAAUCGACCUUGCGGAGCGUCGACUUGCUGAUGCUGGAGUUGACGUUGGAGAAGAUGGUGUUGGACCCGAGCUACUGGAGGAUGUAGCCAAACUUGCGCCGUCGGCACAGGAGAAACAAAUCAAGGAACUUGCCAAGCUUUCCAACUACGAGCUCCAGCGCUGCAGCAACAUUGCCCGCAAUGAGCGGCUUCUUCAAUCACUAGGACUCAAGGACCACGGCCUCUUUGACAAACAAAAGAAGCGGCCUCGAGAGCCAUCCACACCUCCUGCGGACGACGACGAUUAUGCGCCAGACUCAGGCGUGCCCGACUCAGGCCAUGAAUCAAAAAGAUUGAGGCCGGCCGCUCCCCCUCGUCGAUCGAAUAGAGGAGGCAAAGGAGGCAAGUCAGCUACAGCUCCUGACAAGGACCACCCCAAUCCUACUUCUACUCCCACUCCUCGUCGAUCAAGCAGAGGCAAGGCGGCAUCAGCUCCUGACGAGGACCAUCCCAAUCCCACUACUACUCCCACUCCUCGUCGAUCAAGCAGAGGCAAGGCAGCAUCAGCUCCUGACAAGGACCAACCCCAUCCCACUACUCCCACUCCCAGCCUGUCUCGUCCAAACUCUCCUCCAAACGACCUGCAGCCUGACGAUGACCCCAACGACGACUCCACAUCUGAGGCAGCCUACAAUGCAUUUACGGAUGCCGAAAAGAAGAACCAGCACCACAACGAGUACUACGGGCCUAGAUGGACAUCCCUUCUACAGGCUUGGGAAACCGUAGAGGCGCUAAAUAACUUUCAGGCAGGGGACGUUAAACUUCCAGAUUCAUCCACACGGCCAGCAGAGGUAGCCAAUUGGAUCAAGUCGGCACGCUACUACCACAGAACCCCGGCCAGCCUUACCGAUGUUGAUGUGUUCGCCAAGCAGUGGUGGAAGUGGUGGGCUGAGCUCAAUCCAGAUUGGCGUAUAAAGGCUCCCGACGGAACGUUGCAGAAGGCUGGCUCAGGGGAUUGGGAGUCCAUGUGUGCUACUGGGCACAAGGGUAUGAUCAACGUCAUCGUUUGCUUGUGGUGGUGGAGGGGAUUGACUCCUGAGACAUCCCCUGCAUUGAAGAGCUGGAACAAGGCCAUUGCGGACGUUACUUGGGUGUUGCACCUGGAGCAAAUGCUGUAA